CUCAACAUGAAGCCUCCGCAUGACGUUGCUGUGCUCCUGCUUGCGCUGCUCUGGCCUGCGUGCUUGUGCAGGAACGAGGAGGAGCGCCUGAUCAACUACCUGUUAAAGGAACGCGGAUACAACAAGGAGCUGCGUCCCGUGGAGAGGCAACAGGAUGCCGUCAACGUCACCCUCGCUCUCACGCUCUCAAACCUCAUCUCCUUGAAAGAAGUGGACGAGACUCUGCUCACCAACGUCUGGAUCGACCAUACGUGGACGGAUUACAGGCUGACGUGGAACACGAGCGAGUUUGACGGCAUAGAUAUGCUGCGCUUGCCGUCCAACAUGGUGUGGCUGCCCGAGAUCGUGCUGGAAAACAAUAAUGAUGCGCAGUUCCAGGUGGCCUACUACAGCAACGUGCUGGUUAACUAUGAAGGGCUAUGCUACUGGUUGCCCCCAGCCAUCUUCCGCUCAUCUUGCUCCAUCAACGUCAACUAUUUCCCCUUCGACUGGCAGAACUGCACCCUCAAGUUCACCUCACUGACGUACAACGCCAAAGAGAUCCGAAUGCUCCUGAAGACGGAAACGGACGACGACGGCAACAAGUGGACAGUCGAGUGGAUCAUCAUCGAUCCGGCCAGCUGGGCCGAGAACGGCGAGUGGGAGGUGAUUCACCGUCCGGCCAAGAGGAACACGUACAAACACAUUCCCAUGGAGAGCAACAAGCACCAGGACAUCACCUUCUACCUCAUCAUCAAACGCAAACCGCUCUUCUACAUCGUCAACAUCAUCAUCCCCUGCGUGCUCAUCUCCUUCCUGGCGUCGCUCGUCUACUACCUGCCCGCCGACAGUGGUGAGAAGAUGACGCUGUCCAUCUCUGUGCUGCUUGCUCAGUCUGUCUUCCUGCUGCUGAUCUCUCAAAGGCUUCCAGAAACUUCCAUCUCCGUCCCGCUCAUUGUCAAGUACCUGAUGUUCAUCAUGGUGCUGGUGACAGUGGUGGUUUUGAACUGUGUUGUGGUUCUCAACCUGCACUUUAGGAGCCCAAGCACACAUGUCAUGUCUGAGUGGACCAAGAGGUUGUUUCUGGAGCGACUUCCCCGCCUCCUGCUCAUGUCCCGGCCGGCGGAGUCCGAGCCGUACUGGAACGGCGCAUUGCAGCGGCGGUCUAGCUCGGCCGGCUACAUCGCAUCGGCCGAGGAGUACUACAGCGUCAAGUCCCGCAGCGACUUGAUGUUCGAGAGGCAGUCGGUGAGACACGGGCUCGUGACCCGGCCCGCGCACGCCACAGUAAAAAAACUGCAGGAGGAGGGUGGCGUCACUGAGCAGCUGUACGGGGAAAUCAAGCCGGCGGUGGACGGAGCAAACUACAUCAUCAAACACAUGCGCAACAAGAACGACUACAAUGAGGAGAAGGAUAACUGGAGCGGCAUCGCUCGCACCGUGGACCGUCUGUGCCUUUUCCUGAUUACCCCAGUGAUGAUCUUUGGCACCAUCAUCAUCUUCCUAAUGGGCCUCUACAAUCACCCCCCGCCGCUGCCCUUCGCUGGAGAUGCUCACAACUACAGGGAGGACAACUCACGGCUGCUGUGACGCACAUGCACACACAUAAUUCACAAUUGUUCUGCUUUUUUUUACUUGUGUGGCUUGUUUUCUUUCAUUUGAGGUUACGAUUCAAGAAGCAGCAUCAUACAAUGAUAAUAAAAAAACAUGUACAAACAUACAAACACAGCACAACUUUAGCAAAUUCAUUAAGAGACUUUUAAUAAGGCUAACUAUUAUCAUUUAUAGUGCUGUCAAGAGAUUUAAAAAAUGAGAGAUGAAUUUGAUUAAUUACAGAUAAUGAGUCUAAGUUGAAUGUCACAUAAAAAUUACUGCCCUCAACUUGAGGUAAUUUCAUUUUAAUUCAUUAUAUUAUUUUGGCAGGUCAAAAGAUUGAUACAAAACAGAAAAACAUGGCUUUAUAAAGUAAUUUAUUGUUUUUGCAUACUUGAACAGAUGCAGGCCUCGCCAUUUACAUUCCGCUGUAUUUGAGACCAGUCCCAAGUGCUGCCUGCCACCUUUAGUUUCUACCAUCAGGCGGAAUAUUGUUGUGUUGUUUUGUCAAUAUUCAAACAUCCAUCCAUCCAUUUUCUGAGCCGCUUCUCCUCACUAGGGUCGCGGGCGUGGUGAAGCCUAUCCCAGCUGUCAUCGGGCAGGAGGCGGGGUACACCCUGAACUGGUUGCCAGCCAAUCACAGGGCACAUACAAACAAACAACCAUUCGCACUCACAUUCACACCUCUCCAAUUAAUGCAUGUUUUUGGGAUGUGGGAGGAAACCGGAGUGCCCGGAGAAAACCCACGCAGGCACGGGGAGAACAUGCAAACUCCACACAGGCGGGACCAGGGAUUGAACCCGGGUCCUCAGAACUGUGAGGCUGACGCUCUAACCAGUCGGUCACCGUGCCGCCCAAUAUUCAAACAAUUACAAAAAAAGUUAAACAUCAGGUCCAUAUAAAGUGCUGAAUUUAACACAUAAAAAAAUAGUAAGAACACUUUUCUAAGCAAUAAAAGUAUUGAACACUGAACUUGUUGCUUUUCAUCUUCUUCACAUAAGAUAAAAUAAAGCAGACAGAUAAAAGUGCCUGGUUUCUGUAUUUACAACGGUCAAUGCAAAUGCAAAUUUCCUUUCGCCGUCGUACAUCUUGCUGAUUUGGGAUGUCACUGUAGUGCUGCACGGUGGUUUGUAUAAUAGGUCAAUGGACGCAAUUUGCAACACGUUAAACCCUUGUCAUCCACUAUGUUUAUUUCUUUAUGGAGUUCAUUGCGAUCCACUUGGCAAGAACAUUCUUCAACUGUUGGUCGCAGAUUUGCUCAUGGCACAUCACAAUCAUGUACAACCGAUGAUAAAAUGAAGGGCUUUUUUUUUCUUCAGUUCAGUGCCCUAAUGUCGCAAAUGGAGACAACGACAUGGCUAACAGAUGAAACUGGAAAAG
This is a messenger RNA of Phycodurus eques (leafy seadragon), 2952 nucleotides long. RefSeq names its product cholinergic receptor, nicotinic, delta (muscle) (gene chrnd). The record is from RefSeq and is a predicted model, not a curated record. The coding region runs from base 7 to 1569 and encodes 520 amino acids. Gene Ontology annotation, cellular component: postsynaptic membrane; neuron projection; synapse. Gene Ontology annotation, molecular function: acetylcholine-gated monoatomic cation-selective channel activity; transmembrane signaling receptor activity. Gene Ontology annotation, biological process: regulation of membrane potential; monoatomic ion transmembrane transport; signal transduction. NCBI's taxonomy places the organism in Eukaryota, Metazoa, Chordata, Actinopteri, Syngnathiformes, Syngnathidae. The transcript has 12 exons.